AAGCCAUCCAGAAAAGCAAACGAAUUCAACAAGAGUCAUGGACAGCUACGCGGUUCCGGCAAUCCAGACGCGUGACUCGAUUGAGGACGUUUGGGGCCCGCGCACGCCCUACAGAGACGAAUGGCCUACAAGGGUCGACCUCGCAUGCGAUGAGGAACCCGAGAAUUGGGUCCAGAGCGCCUGUGUGCUUUGCAGGUGUGUCGUACGAUUUCCGUUCGCGUGCUACUAGUCACCCCUGAAGGCCAUUACUCAACAUCAAAUGCAUAAUGCAUACAGCAACUGCUGCGGGCUAGAUAUUGGCGUCAAGAACGGCAAGGUCGUCGGCGUCAGGGGGAGGGCAACCGACCGUGUGAACAAGGGUCGUUUAGGGCCCAAAGGGCUACAUGGGUGGAAGGCCAUCCACAGCCCGGACCGUCUGAAGUAUCCUCUGGUCCGAAGAAAUGGACGUUUGGAGCGAGCAUCGUGGGAUGAGGCCAUGAAUCUGAUCGUUGCCAAAUCCAAGGAGCUCCAGAACCAUCUCACCAACCACAGCAUCGCUUUCUAUACUUCGGGCCAGCUGUUUCUCGAGGAGUACUACGCCCUGGCCCUGGUCGGGAAGGCAGGUCUUCACACGCUCCAUAUGGACGGAAAUACCAGACUUUGUACGGCCACGGCGGCAGCUUCGAUGCGCGAGUCCUUUGGCUCCGACGGACAGCCGGGCUCCUACGCCGAUAUUGACUACACCGAAUGCCUGUUUCUGGUGGGCCACAACAUGGCGGCGACACAGACAGUCCUGUGGUCGCGGGUCUUGGAUCGUUUGGCCGGGCCCAAUCCGCCCCAACUCGUCGUGGUAGACCCCAGACUCUCAGAGACGGCCCGAAAGGCAACUCUCCAUCUAGCCCCUCGUGUGGGCACUAACCUCGCCUUGCUGAAUGGCAUCCAAUAUCUCAUGUUCAAAAACGACUGGAUCGACCAUGACUAUGUGUCUAAGCACGUUGUCGGUCUCGAGGGGCUGAAAGCUACCGUUUCCGACUACAACCCGAAGACGGUCGAACACAUCACCGGCGUACCGGCCGAGGAGCUUGAGAAGGCGGCCCGGAUCAUCGGGACAUCUAAAAGCUUACUCUCGACUGCUCUGCAGGGGGUCUAUCAGUCGAACCAAGCCACUGCCAGUGCUUGCCAGAUCAACAACAUCAAUCUACUGCGCGGCAUGAUUGGCAAGCCCGGCUGCGGCAUCUUGCAGAUGAACGGCCAGCCCACGGCCCAAAACAACCGUGAGGCGGGUUGCGACGGGGAAUUCCCCGGCUUUCGCAACCACAAGAACCCCAACCACAUCGCCGAUCUAGCACGCUUGUGGAACAUUGAGCCCAUUCAAGUGCCGCACUGGAACGAGCCUACCCACGUGCAGAACCUUCUCAACUACAUCGAAAGCGGCUCCGUCAGAAUGUUCUGGAUUAGCGGCACGAACCCUCUCGUCAGCUUGCCAAACCUGCCCCGUGUCCGCGACCUGCUGACCCGGCCAGAACUCUUCGUCGUGUGCCAGGACAUUUAUCUGACCGAGACGGCGGCCAUUGCCGACGUGGUUCUUCCAGCUGCUCAAUGGGCAGAAAAGACUGGUUGCUUCACGAAUGCCGACCGCACCGUCCACAUCUCGCACAAGGCCGUGGACCCUCCCGGCGAGGCCAAGUCGGACUUGGAUAUCUUUCUCGACUAUGCCAGGAGGAUGGGAUUCAAGGAUAAAGACGGCAAGGAUCUUCUCCCAUGGACAAAGCCAGAGGAGGUGUUCGAGGCCUGGAAGAAGCUGUCGGCCGGAAGGCCGUGCGACUACACGGGCCUGAGUUAUGAGCUCCUCACCGGCGGGUCCGGGAUACAGUGGCCGUGCAACGCCGAGCAUCCGCGGGGUAAAGAGCGGCUGUAUACCGACGGCGUCUUCUUCACCGACAUCGACUACUGCGAGAGCUUCGGCCACGACCUGGAGACCGGGGCACCGCUCAGCAAAGCCCAGUUCGAGGCCAUGAACCCUGCUGGACGCGCCAUUUUGAAGGCCUGCCACUACUUGCCACCGAUGGACGAGCCAGACGAAGAGUUCCCGCUCCGGUUGUCGACUGGACGGAAAAUUCACCAAUUCCACACUCGCACAAAGACUGGUCGGACAGCGCUGCAGAAGGCCUGUCCCGAGCCCGAGGUCCGCAUCUCGGAGACAGACGCAGCCAGGUUUGGCGUCUCGGACGGGGAGAUGGUGGUGGUGCGAUCCCGAAAGGGAGCAGUUGAGCUGAAGUGCCGAGUCGGCCGCAUUGCCGAAGGGCAGGUAUUUAUCCCCUUUCACUUCGGAUACUGGGAUUCGCACGACGGCCGAGCCCGAGCGGCCAACGAGCUUACAUUUGAUCGGUGGGAUCCCGUCUCCAAACAACCCCUGUUCAAGUCGGGCGCGGUUUGUAUUGAGAAGAUAACGCAGCCGGACCAGCAUGAUGCGGCAGAGGCUGCACACGUCCGAAUUCCAGAGCAGCAAUCCGUAACGCUUUCAAAGGUCGCAACCCAGGACGCUGUCAAAGCUGCGACCGCCACAGAGGACCUGACCAUUCGCCAGCGCAAACUCGAUGUUUGGCUAGGCGAGACAUACGAAGGUGCCCUCGCGCUCCUCGGGAUCUACGAGACGCUGAUCCCCUCCAUCGUCCACGACCCGGAAAUCGAGAGCGGCCUGCGGGUGAUGCACCGCCUCGCCGACGACAUGCGGGCCAAGCUCGAGCCGCAGCUGGCAAAGUACGAGAACAAGGACAAGAAAAAGGAGGAAAGGGGCGGAAACGAGGUCGACGAGCACGGCCAUCAUAGUAUGCGGCGCGCACACGCCCUCCGUGACGCCUUGUUCCCAUGUUCCGACAACAACGACGGCGACGAUGGCAACAAUGAGACCACACCCGGGCCGCGGAGAACUCAGUAUCAGGUGCUCGAGACGCUGCAGGCGCUGGUCGUAUUCCUGGCCCAUAUCCAGUCCAUGGUUGCGGCGCUGGUGCCCACGGCGCAGGCGCUCUGGGACGAGGGUUUUGUCGAGGCGGUCGAGAGCGCCCAGACGUGUCUGUCGCGCAUGCGGGCGUGGGCGGCGCACCUUGUGGAGAUGAGGGGUCCGCAGACUCUUUUGGUGCCGUUUUAGCUUCCAUCACCCCGAGACCUGUUAGCAGUUCUACUACUUGGGUACACAAAGCACAAACCACCCGGUCUGCUCGUUCAUUACCUUCAGUUACUACCUACAGUUCAACCCUUGUUUGUUUGUUAGCGCAAGACUCUGACAGCGGUCCUUGUCCAGAAAUUAGAGAAAUGCUUCUCAGCAGCCAGAACGGUUAACUCAAUGCAAGAAAAAAGAGUAUCCAGCAUUAUUCAAGAGGACUAUUUUCUUUAGAGCCUUUUUUUCGUGAGAAAACUGACUGUUUUGCUGUUGAAAUUGAAAUCUUAGGGCUGAUCCUGGUGUUGAAGUCAGGCGCUAACGAACAAACAAGAGGGGGGGACUGUAUCUAGCUGCUACUUAUUUAUUGGUUGCCCGUGAAAUUCGAGCAAUUGUUUUUUGGG
Messenger RNA from Canariomyces notabilis, 3540 nucleotides. RefSeq lists its product as uncharacterized. NCBI's taxonomy places the organism in Eukaryota, Fungi, Ascomycota, Sordariomycetes, Sordariales, Chaetomiaceae. The transcript is spliced from 4 exons. The coding region runs from base 260 to 3127 and encodes 955 amino acids. Gene Ontology annotation, molecular function: oxidoreductase activity; molybdopterin cofactor binding. The record is from RefSeq and is a predicted model, not a curated record.